AUGGGCGCGACGCAUACUAUCAACUACAGGCGUACGCCGACCUGGGAGGCGGAAGUUAUGAGGAUCACUGAGGGCGCCGGCGCCCAUCAUAUCUUCGACAACGUGGGUAUCAACGAGAUUGAGAAGUGUUUCGACUGCGUAGCGCCUGGCGGUGUGAUCACUACUAUCGGUUUCCUCGGUGGGGACGCAAAGACUACACCUAACGUUCCUAUGCUCGCACUAUUCAGGCAGGCUUCCUUGCGGGGCAUCAGUGGAGGCAGCAAACGGCAUUUCGAGGAGCUGUUGCGGUUUGCGGAGUUGCACCGGAUACAUCCUCGUGUGGACAGAGUGUUCCCAUUCGAUCAGGCUAUCGAGGCGCUGGAGUACUUGGGAAGUGGGCAGCACUUUGGGAAGGUGGUUAUUCGCGUGUCGUCGAUAUAA
Peniophora sp. CBMAI 1063 is the source of this 420-nucleotide messenger RNA. NCBI's taxonomy places the organism in Eukaryota, Fungi, Basidiomycota, Agaricomycetes, Russulales, Peniophoraceae. The record is from the annotation of a GenBank genome assembly.